AUGAACGACGACAUUCCACUUCGUUUUCUGCGUCAGACAUCACCUGCAAAGAGGUUACCAUGUUCUCAGGUCCAUUCCAAUACUGACCUUCACAUGCCUCCCAGGCGAAGGAACAGCGAUGACGGAUUCGACGGUAAUCCUGGUGAUCGCCUGACAUCGACGGCUUCGACACGCAAUCUCGUUAGCUUCUGGAUCCUGGGUCUGUGCAACAACUUCGCUUAUGUGGUGAUGCUCAGCGCUGCAAAGGAUAUCCUUGAAGGCGAUGAUGGUGGUAGCAGUAUGAACGCAACGCAUAGUUGUCGAGAAGUGAUUAUCGACAGGAAAUGUCAGCAACUUUCAACCGGAGCAGUUUUGUUGGCAGAUAUAAUUCCUGCUUUGGUAGUGAAGGUGACCGCUCCGCUAUAUAUUCAAAUGAUCCCAUUUGGGCUCCGUCAUUUCCUUGUUGUUGUUGCGCAAAUGUUGAGUUUUGUGCUCGUUGCUGCUAGUGGUAACGUCUCUGUGGCUUUGUUAGGUGUUGUUGUGGCCAGUUGGGGGUCUGGUCUUGGAGAAAUUUCUUAUUUGGCUUUAGCUUCAUAUUUUGAUUCAAAAGUAGUUUCAAUGUGGUCAUCGGGCACAGGAGGCGCAGGAAUAAUAGGUGCUAUGACGUAUGCUGUUCUCACCGAUCCACUGAUGUUGCAUCUCUCCCCACAAACCGCUCUGUACAGCAUGCUAAUAAUCCCGUUGAUGUUCGCAUACACGUUUUGGUUUAUCCUUCAGCUACCGAAUUCCGUACAUAGGAUAAACAUCUGCAGUCCUAGAACAUAUGUUGUCCCGAACAAAACUGAUUGCGUAAAUCGAGCGCGGACUACUUCCACAUCUUCCGAGUCUGAUAUUGAAAGACCGCUGCUCGACGAGGGUGAUCAGGAAGGAGAAAAUGAUGUGAUUUCUUCUCCUCUACGGCUCCAGAGGGGAAUUCCUAUUUGCGAGAAGCUGAAGUUAAUCACACCAUUGUUUAAGUACAUGCUGCCAUUGAUUAUAGUCUACUUUGCGGAAUAUUUCAUCAAUCAAGGUUUGCUGGAGCUGCUAGAAUUCGAUUGUUCGCAUGGAUUCAAUCUUGGUCCACAGAGUCAGUAUCGUUGGUACCAGGUAUUGUAUCAAGUGGGCGUGUUUGUCUCACGAUCAUCGUCUGAUAUAAUUGCGCUGCCGGGAGAAGUAUUGCCGCUUCUAGCUCUGCUGCAGGUACUGAACGCCACAAUUCUCUACUUCCAAACACUCCAUCCAAUAAUUUCGCAUAUAUUCCUGCUAAUGAUGGUGAUUGUGUAUGAAGGACUUCUUGGCGGUGCUUCGUAUGUCAAUACGUUUAGGGUGAUCCACAAGGAGGUACCGGCUGACCGGAAGGAAUUCAGUAUGGGUUUUGUUUCCAUAUCAGAUACGUUUGGAAUUCUGCUUGCAGGAUUUACGGCGAUUCCCGUACAUAAUAUUAUCUGCGAGCAACCACCAUGA
This is a messenger RNA of Necator americanus (New World hookworm), 1482 nucleotides long. RefSeq lists its product as uncharacterized. Gene Ontology annotation, cellular component: membrane; lysosome. The record is from RefSeq and is a predicted model, not a curated record. The coding region runs from base 1 to 1482 and encodes 493 amino acids. Gene Ontology annotation, biological process: regulation of intracellular pH; lysosome organization. NCBI's taxonomy places the organism in Eukaryota, Metazoa, Nematoda, Chromadorea, Rhabditida, Ancylostomatidae. The transcript has 13 exons.